Archocentrus centrarchus (flier cichlid) is the source of this 744-nucleotide messenger RNA. It is a transcript of the gene ecrg4a, whose product is annotated as ECRG4 augurin precursor a. The transcript has 4 exons. The coding region runs from base 260 to 700 and encodes 146 amino acids. Gene Ontology annotation, biological process: cellular senescence; regulation of cell population proliferation; central nervous system development. The record is from RefSeq and is a predicted model, not a curated record. Lineage: Eukaryota; Metazoa; Chordata; Actinopteri; Cichliformes; Cichlidae.
GCAUUCAUGCAAACGCUGCUGCUCACAUACUGUAUGUGCUGGAGAUGGAAAAGUACCUGGGACACACAUGAAAAUUCACUUAAGGGGGAAAAGCUCCCAGGUGCAGUUCUGUUUCUGUAGGCAAGGAGGUGAAAGACAUUCCAGUGCCACAGGCUAGUUUCCACUUGGAAAGUCGGGGUUUCCGCCCAUACUUCUGGUUUUGCAGCCACUUCUGCACAAUUGUUGCCUCUAAGGAGCUCUGGAAAGACUGAGUGGGUACAUGAUGGCAUCCCAGCAUUUCUAUUUGAGGUUAAUGGGGUUGGCUUUACUGCUGACACUGUUGGCUCUUAGAGACGUAUCCAGUGACAGCCACUUACACAAGAUCUUAAGGAAAAGAGAUGUGGCAGGAACUGGUACUGCCCCAUCACUGUCCUCUGUUGCAGUCCCUUCUUCCAAGGCCAAAGAGAUCCUGGCAAAACUGAGCAGAACCAAGAGGAACCUUUGGGAUCGUAGUAGACCUGACGUACAGCAAUGGAUUAUGCAGUUUAUGUACAUGGGAUUUGAUGAGCAGAGGCUGGAGACCGACAUGUCGUACUGGAGGGACCACGCACGCGCCAGUGACCCGGGCCGUCAGCACCAUUAUGAUGAAAAUGCUCCCAUUGCCCCACGAGACCAUGCUUCUUACAGACAUGGAGCUAAUGUGAACUACGACUACUAUUAACCCCAGUCACACAGCUUUAGGUGCAUAUCUGUCACUUAAGACGA